AUGGUACACAAGAGCUCCAAAGCUACUGAGCGUGAGCUUAGGAACAUAUUGAACGAGCCUCAGAAUUCCAACAAAUGUGGCGAAUGUGGAAGCUCUUUCCCAACUUGGUGCUCGUUGACGCUAGGAGUUUUCCUGUGUGGACGAUGUGCGUCAGUGCAUAGAAAAAUGCUGGGCCAGAGAGACGACGAAGCGUUUUCCGACGUCAGAUCACUUGCUAUGGACCGCUGGUCCAAUGGCGACCUCGAUGGCCUGGUAGAGAGCGGAGGAAACAAGCGGAACAAGACGAUUUGGAACCCACUCAAUGAACCCUUUCCCUUUGAUGGCGAUGAAGAUAGGGCGUCUGUGGAGAAGUUCAUUCGUGACAAGUACAUUGCACGCAAAUUCAGAAAUGGCGAGAGUUUACCUUCCGACUAUGGUGUGAGAACCACAUCUUCAAGAUCAAGGCCCGGAACGUCCCGAAGCAGCUCUAGCAGAAGAUCACCGAGCACCAGACCAUCCACAUACUCCAGUGGAACAGGAAGGGCGGAUUCGCCGGCUGCAAACCCUCCGUUGCCCAAACGACCUGCGACAAACCUGGGACCCCGCCCCGCGGCCUUUGAUGGGUUGGAAAAUACCGCGACGGGUGCGAGACCAGCAGUUUUUGAUGGCGGGUACAUGCAACAAUAUUUAGAUCCAGCGACCGGAAUAAUCUACGUGGACCAGCAGGAGCAUCAGCUACUACUACAACAACAACAACAACAACAACAACAGCAGCAGCAAGCGCUUUACCAACAAAUGCUGCAACAAGAACAAAUGCAACAGCAAGCGCUGUACCAGAAACAGCUUCAGCAGCAGGCAUUGCAACAACAAGCUCUUCAGCAACAGCAGCUGCAGCAAGCACAGUCUCAGGCUCAAAAGAAUGCUUUGCUCUCGCUCUAUCAGCGGCCCGAUCUAUACACCAGUCCAGUGGAAAUAAAUCCGUCACACCCACAGUACCAGCAAUUGAUACAACUACAGCAGCAGCAGCAGCAGCAACAACAACAGCAACAGCAGCUUUACCAACAAAGCCAGAUGGGAUAUUUCCAAGGCCCGUAA
Molecule: messenger RNA, 1074 nt
Organism: Lachancea dasiensis
Lineage: Eukaryota; Fungi; Ascomycota; Saccharomycetes; Saccharomycetales; Saccharomycetaceae
Source: the annotation of a GenBank genome assembly